CGAAGUUAAGGGUCAACGCUAACUUGUUCCCCACCUUCGCUUAAGCCAACACAGACCGCGUUGCGUCACCGCCAACCAUCUCAGCCGUCUGAUUCGUUCGUCUCGCACCAAGAUUCGUGCCUCUUCUCUCUGUAUAAAUAACAACCUCGUAUCUCUAUCUCUUUAACAAACUAACAAACAAAGGCACACAAUCUUGUUCUGUUACAAAAACACAGUUUGUUUGAUAAUUUCUUUGAUUCAGUGUUUCUAUUUGUUCGUUUGAUUCAAUCACUGUGAUCAUGGCUGAAGGAGAUUUGAAACCGCAGCAGCAAGAGAUGACUGAGGAGGAGCAAAGGCUGAAGUACCUGCAGUUCGUGCAGGUGGCUGCAAUUCAUACCAUAAUGUGCUUCACCAACCUUUAUGUUUAUGCCAAGGACAAGUCUGGUCCUCUGAAGACUGGGGUUGAGACCGUGGAGGGCACGGUGAAGAGUGUUGUUGGACCCGUGUAUGACAAGUUCCAUGAUGUCCCUAUUGAGGUCCUAAAGUAUGUGGACCGCAAGGUUGAUGAGUCUGUGAUUCAGUUGGACCGCCGUGUACCCCCAACCAUCAAGCAGGUUUCUUCCCAGGCCGUCUCAGCUGCUCAAAAAGCCCCAGUGGUUGCUCAAGCUGUUGCCUCUGAAGUUAAGCGUGCUGGGGUGGUAGACACCGCCUCUGGACUUGCGAAAUCUGUGUACGCCAAGUACGAGCCAACUGCCAAGGAACUAUACUUCAAGUAUGAACCAAAGGCUGAGCAAUGCGCAAAGUCAGCUUGGCACAAACUCAAUCAGCUCCCUCUCUUCCCCCAAGUGGCUCAAGUUGUUGUACCAGGAGCAGCUUAUUGCACUGAGAAGUAUAACCAAACAGUGCGUAGCACUGCAGAGAAGGGGUACAGGGUUUCCUCAUACCUUCCCUUGGUCCCUACAGAAAAGAUUGCUAAGGUUUUCAGGGCUGAUGAAGCUGAAUCAGAGCCAAAGAUUGCUAAGGUUUCCAGGGCUGAUGGAGCUGAAUCAGAGCCAAAGAUUGAUAAGGUUUCCAGGGCUGAUGGACCUGAAUCAGAGCCAAAGAUUGCUAAUAAUGUUUUCAGGGCUGAUGGAGUUGAAUCAGAGCUAUUGAUUUCCAGUGAAAAAGAGGCUGCUGCUGUGUCAGCUCGUUAAGGAUGUGCAGUGUGAUGUUAUUUUGAUGAAAAUUUUGAUGACAUGGUAAUACCUGUGGAGAAAAUAAUUGUUUUACUCAUUUUUUUUUUGUUUUCUUUUUCUUUUUUUGAGUAAUAUUUUUGGGCUUUCUGAUAAUAAUACGAGUUUACAUUACUGAUGUAUA
Molecule: messenger RNA, 1335 nt
Organism: Quercus robur (English oak)
Lineage: Eukaryota; Viridiplantae; Streptophyta; Magnoliopsida; Fagales; Fagaceae
Product: REF/SRPP-like protein At3g05500
Exons: 3
Coding region: 279-1172 (297 amino acids)
Source: RefSeq, a predicted model, not a curated record